AUGUUCGACCAACUGAUGCUGGGAGCCGUUUUUGCCAGCCUCAGCACCAUUGGCCUCUGGCAUUCCAUUCCGUUGACCGGAAUCACUCCUUCCAACUCUUUCUUCUGGCGCAGUCUCAGCUCCUUGGAAAUUGCGUAUUCCAUUCACGAAUUGCGCAAAGUUCACCCUUUAGUCUUCCCCUAUGACGACGCAAUCUCAGAACACGACCUAAUUCUGCAACUUUCCGUCGAUGCUCAACAGUACGAAAAUGCCAGACUGGCCCUGGAACACUCGGCUGAAGCGGCAUCAGUACACGUCGACAUCCCAGGAGUUACAGCAACAAUGUUAGGGCCGAGUGCCAUAGCGAUGUCAACCUCGGUCUAUUUGAACGACGGCUCGGCAGCUGAGCGUACAUACGAGGAACUGCAGCAGUCCGACGCGGCCCAGAGUAAAACGCUGUAUUUCACUGUCACGGCUACUCUCUUUUUGCUUAUUCUCGCAAUGCAGAUAAUAGCCCUUGGGAUGACGAAUAACAUCAAGCAGCACGUCGAGGACAUGCAAUAUGACUAUUUCGUCCGAAUGAGCGGCGUGCAACAACAAUUCGGCACCUUGAUGUUGGAGAUCCGACAAUUUCGAACAGAAAAUGAACAAGUACGGCCUGUUUUCGUUCACCUGGCGGAGUCCAUCACAAACGCCUCGGCCGACCUCCAACAUUGUUUGUUGCAUGUUGUGGGUAUGAUGGAAAACAAGUACACCUCUGGGAUGAUUACGAUUGAGUCCAAACUGGACGAGGUCAGUCAGCAGCACCAAAAUCUGAUGAGAAAUACUGAAAGUUUCCCUCAGAUUCCGAGACAGCUAGCUUGGCUCAACAUACUAAUGGCGAAGAACAUGUCCGACGACCUAACCGAAGGAGUGCAACUCGACCAGCCCAAUUUGGACUUGUGCAGGAGCCCUAGCACUACCGAGACCAAUGGAGCUUCCAACCACAACACCGCGAGGCAAACCAACGGAAUUUCCACCUCCGAGGGAGCUGUGGGUCUUAAGAAUGGGAAAGGAGGGUUAGUUCAGUGCAAUGGUCAGGAGAGUUGGGGUUGA
Messenger RNA from Penicillium egyptiacum, 1074 nucleotides. Lineage: Eukaryota; Fungi; Ascomycota; Eurotiomycetes; Eurotiales; Aspergillaceae. The record is from the annotation of a GenBank genome assembly.